Molecule: messenger RNA, 2160 nt
Organism: Acyrthosiphon pisum (pea aphid)
Lineage: Eukaryota; Metazoa; Arthropoda; Insecta; Hemiptera; Aphididae
Exons: 5
Coding region: 1664-2050 (128 amino acids)
Source: RefSeq, a predicted model, not a curated record
UUUUUUUUUUUACGUAAGAUAAUAUUACACGUAUAAUACAACAAUCACAUUAUCAAUAGCAAAUAUUUAUAAUCAGCGAAAGUAUUUUAACGUUGAUAAAACAAGAUAUCAUACGACUACAAAUAUACAACUAGAUAACCGUAAUAGCGUUUUCAUCUGACUGUAAUAGUGUACACUACACGCAAACACUGAUACCAUAAUCACAUAAUUUUACACACCGUUAAAAUUUACGGUAUCGGUCAGUGUACACCAGUGUACACUAUUACAGCCAGAUUUUUUUGAGGUUAGGUUGCAAUAAUUAUCAAUAAUAAUACUCUUAUAACCACAAAAUGUGAACACUUUAUUGAUGGUUGAUAAACCCAACGUUCUAUCUUAUCUAUGUAAAUCUAUUAUACAGCACUUAUCUUCUAUACCGUAAACACAGUCGUGUAAUUGUAACGUAUUAUUUUAUUUUAUUUAAACAAAACUUAGCAAAAAGAAAACAGCUUAUGUGAUAGUAACUAAAAGUGAGAGUUGAGAAACCGUCUUUUACCGUCAUUUCUAUUUUAAUGUUUUUUUUUAUUUUAUGUAAUCCAAAAAAAAUCUUUAAGUCUGUAAGCACGGCUUUACAUAGAAUUUCUAUCUAAAGUCGUACCUGUAAGAUAUAACGUUCAUAGUAAUAUUAUAAAACUAUAAUAUCAUCAUUACAACGAUAAAUUCUAUUCUAUUUCAUUUUUGUUUUAAAAAAAAGAAGUAUUCAUGUUAAAUUUAUAAAUAGCAAUAACAAAAAUAGUACAUACAUGACUUGUGGAAAUUGAAGUAUUGGAAGUAUUGAAGUAUGAUGGCUGGUCUCUAUUUUGUUAGAGUUGUUUUGACAAUCUUUUGAGUGGUUGCUAUUUGUUGAAGAAGUUUGAUAAUUUGAUGGUUGGCUGUUUGGUAGAGAAGACUGUUCUGCUGUUGACUGCUCUUGGAACUGCUGGUGCCGGAACUGAUAACGAUAAGCUAACAAAUUCUGUGUUUUAUACCCGAAAAUAACCCUCUCUUCUCUCAUUAGAAAUUUUUUUUAAAGAUGGAUUUAAGCAUUUUAAUUUAUUUCAUAUCCUGUUUUCAUAUUAUAAUGGCAUUGACAUUUAGUUAAUGUAAUAACAUUUGGCUGGUCAUGUUGACAAAAAUUUAAAUUCAUAUAAUGUAAUUGGGUUUUUUGGGAAUGAAUGUAUACAUUCUAAUGUAUUUAAAAUUCAUAUAAUUUGCUGUUGUAUAUGAACAUGAUCCAACAGGUUUCUAAGGUAAGGUUAUUAUAGUUAUGUAUUCAAUGAGGGUAUUGCUUAUGACAAAUGAUAAAUGUCAUAAACAUUUGACUGGUUAUGUUGACAACAAUUUAAAUUCAUAUAAUGUAAUUGGUUUUUUGGGAAUGAAUGUAUACAUUCUAAUGUACUUAAAAUUCAUAUAAUUUGCUGUUGUAUAUGAACAUGAUCCAACAGGUUUCUAAGGUUUCUAUAAAAUAAGGUUAUUAUAGAAAUGGAACCAAGCCAUUGCUAUGGACAUUUGUAUAUUCAAUUAUUGAAGUAGUGGUAAAAUCUGUAUAUAAAAGACAGAGGGAAUUCACUAAUAUUCACCAGUCUUCAAGAUUUCAUCCCAGGACAAGAAGCUCAGUUCAGCAGAAAUAUCUAACGAAAAAAAGAAAAUGUCGUACCGUACAAUUGCUUCAACUGAUUCAGAGAAUGAACAUUUCAGCGAAUCAAUUGAUAUGAGACCGUCUUUUUCAAAAACAAAACCUGGUACAAAACGUGCUGCAGAAAAACCAAGUGUGAAAAAACCUAUGAAAAAGAAGCAGAAUAAAAUGAAUGCAUCAUACAGAGAUAAUGUAAGCGAACGUUUAAGAUCAGAAGAAUUUGAUGUUGAGAUAUUUAAUUCGCUAACAUUUAGACAAGGGGAUGGUGUUGUAACAAUAAAAACGCCUUUUGAAGAAAAAUCCAAGGAGUAUUGGGUGUUAAGCCACUAUAAGGUCGCCAACAUUGAGAAUGUGCCAGUAAAGGACAGAUGGAAGUUCAGCGAAGCUACUGUUAGAUAAGUUAGAUUGUACACAAGCGAUGAAUCAAAAGAUCAAACACUUCAUACUGGACUCAAUGAGACAAUGCAAACUAUAUUUGAUAAAUUACUAACUGAUCCGAAGCGUCAAAC